Centruroides sculpturatus (bark scorpion) is the source of this 5906-nucleotide messenger RNA. RefSeq names its product N(G),N(G)-dimethylarginine dimethylaminohydrolase 1-like. Gene Ontology annotation, molecular function: amino acid binding; dimethylargininase activity. Bases 81 to 881 code for a protein of 266 amino acids. Gene Ontology annotation, biological process: positive regulation of nitric oxide biosynthetic process; arginine metabolic process. The record is from RefSeq and is a predicted model, not a curated record. The transcript has 5 exons. NCBI's taxonomy places the organism in Eukaryota, Metazoa, Arthropoda, Arachnida, Scorpiones, Buthidae.
CGGUAACGAGAUUAAAAGAGGGAGCCACCGAUACACACACACACACUCUCUUCAACCUAAGUUGAACUUUAGAAUUUAAAAUGGCGUCGCUACGUUAUACUCACGCGAUCGUCUGCCGCAUUCCUAACAGCCUGAAAACGGAAGAUUUCGAUUUAGAAGAAGCGAAAAGGCAACACGAAGAAUAUUGCCACACGUUAAGAAAUUUAGGCGUCGACGUAAUCGAGUUACCGCCCGACGAGAAUCUUCCAAAUUGCGUUUUUGUAGAAGACACGGCCAUCGUCUGCAACGGAACCGCUCUAAUUUGUCGCCUAAAUCAUCCGUCUAGACGUAAAGAGGUAGACAUUGUUCGAACAAUAAUUAGGAAAGAAUUAGAAUUACCUGUUGUUGAAAUAGCUGAUGCUAAAGCAACAAUAGAAGGUGGUGAUGUUUUAUUUACUGGGAGAGAAUUUUUUGUGGGACUUUCUUCAUAUACUAAUGAAGCUGGAGCUAGAGCUUUAGCAGCUGCAUUUCCUGAGUUUCCGGUGACACCAGUCAAAGUGUCUGGUGAAUGGAGAUUAAAGUCUUUUAUGUCUGUGGCUGGUCCAGAUAUAAUUUGUGUCAGUGCUGGACAAGAAGCUCAAGGUAUACUAAAGCGGAUAGCACGAGAAGCAACAUUUCGUUAUCAGACAGUUACAGUUCCAGAUGAUGAGGCAUCAAAUUGUUUGUUUGUCAAUGGAACAUUGAUACAUCCAGCAGAAUUUCCAGAAAGUACAAAAGUUUUUGAAGGUAAAAUAGAUUUCAGCCAUAUGACACUAAGGACUUCCGAGUUAUCAAAAGUUGGUGGCGCAUUGACACGAUGUUCCAUUCUCAUCAAGAAAUCAAAAUACAUUAAGAAAUUGUAAAAUUAAUAUGUUAUAAACAUUUUAAUAAUGAUUAUAAACAUGAAAAAUACUAAUCAUAAUAUGUGGCUUCCACUGUUUCAUAAGCACUGCCUUUAUCAAAUUUUGCCUAAAGCUAUCAAUUAAAAACUGAUCCACAAAAGCAAUGUUUUACAGGGAUGGGAUAAUGUGUGCAAUGAAAUUUUUGUUUUGCUCUCUUUAAUGUUUUACAUAUAUGCAUUUAGUAUUUUGUCGUAUUAUAAUUAAUAGAAUUAUUUUGUAUAUUAAUCAGAAUAUCACAAAUUCUAUAUCUACGUGAUUUUAAACUAAUUAGUAUCAUCUCAAUUAUAAAUUAUUUUAAAAAUUAUAUACAGCAUUUUUAAAUUUUUAAUUACGAAUAUUAACUGAAAUGUUAAGAACUGAAUUUACAUUAUUCUUCUUAUCUUUUUUGUUACUUUUAAUUCCAAAAUGUUUAAAUGAAAACAAAGCUCUGGAUUCUGUUUGAUUGUUGAUAUUAUACAUUUUGUAGUUUGCUGCCAUUAUAUUAUCAUCUACAAAAAAUAUCAACAAACAUUUACUAAUAUAACUUGCAACAAAAUAUAGUGUAGCUAUUCCUAACAGGUUUACCUCAUAUCUAGUAGGACUUAUUAAAUUAAUUAAAAGUUAGUUAAUCAAAAAUUUGUCUUGUUAACUGCACAAAAUUUGAGUUGAAAUUGUCAAGUAUCUGAUCAUUUACCUAAUUUUUUUUCUAAUUAGUUUUGUAAAAUUUUAUUGAUAAUUUUGAAAAAGUAUUCUUAUUAUUAUACAGUAGAAUCCCAAUUAUCUAAGGUAUCAUAGACUGCAAGAGUAUCUGGAAUAAUUAAACUUUGUUAACAUAGAAUGUUUGGUACAGAGUAAUUGAAAAAUGAUAGUUUUAUGUAGAUUACAAUUAAUGUGAAUUUUUUUAAAAAGAAAUUUUGUUUUAUCACCAGAGUAAAUUUUUUAAAAAGAUCCCCUUUCACGUAUUGCACAUUCCCCAACCAAGCAUUUAUGAUACAGAUUGUCAACAGAAUGUAGUAUAGUACAAAAAUACUCUUCCACAAUUCACCUUUGUUAAUUGGGACUAUACUGUAUUUUUAUGGAUAUGCUAUUAAGUAGUUUAUCUUUAUUUUAACUUUUUUUUACAAUAAUAAAAUCUUAUGUUUUUAUUCAUUUGGUUGUAGCAUUCCAAUAUAUUUUGCUAUUGUUGAUUGUUAACUAUAAAUUAUUUUUGAAUACAUAUGACUGUUAUUCCAUCAUUCUUCCAAAGGCUAUUUGAAAUUAUUAAUUCAUGUGCCUUUUUACUGGGACCGAACUAAAAAUCAUCAAACCAUUAUCAAAAAAAAAGUAUUAUAACAAUGUCUUCUAGUUAUUUACAAUUAUUCCAUAUUACAAAAUUAACAUAGACUAUCAAAUUACAAAUGAACAGCAAGAAAUGAAAAGUCUCUGCAGUGCUUCUUCCAACAAAUAUUUUAUUGCUUGAUCAAUUAAGGAAUGACAGCACUGUGUUGCCUUGUGCUUUCCUUAGUUUUAUUAUUAUCUGUUUUAAUAUUUUCCAUGUGUCUGUUCAGAAAAUUAAUUUGUAAAGUUGACACAUGUAAAUGUCAUUUUUUUUUGUGCAUGUUCUGGUGUAAAUGAUUCUUGUUCAUUUUUCAUUGUAGCAAGUUUGUGAUGCUCCUAUUAAUUAAACAUGACAUAUAAUGUCAUUUAUAUAUAUAAAUAUUUGUCUAUGUAUUGUAUAUACUGUAUAUGCACAUUAUGUAAAGGCAAGAAAUAAGUCUGUAAGUAUUAAUAAGAAAAUAUAAAGAUAUAUUAUCAGAAUGGAAUGCAAUCAUAUAGCACUAUAUGCUUGAUACAGUGCUUAACUAACCUGUAUUUUCCUUAAGACAUGCAGAAAAUAAAAUAAUAGAAUAACUAUAAAUAUACUAACAUUCCAAUAUCAAAAGUCAUAAUAAAAAUAUGUAUAAUAUGACAAAGUGGAUGAUGAAAAUCAUCAUAAUUUAAAACUAAGCAUCCAUUUGUUAUGUUAAAGACAUUAAAUAUAUAUGAAUAUAAUAAUCAAAACUGUUUUAUUAUUUUCAUGAAUAAUAAGCUCUGUUUCUAAAUAAUACAGUAUAAGAUAAACUUUUAGGUGUUUACAAGUAAAAAAUAAAAGAAAAUUCAAAAAUUUCUUGUGAUAUUUUCAUUGAUAUUUUGACUACAAAACUAUUGCUCAGUAAAAUGCUUGUGUAUUGCUAAUUAACUAGCCAUAUUUGUUAUAACACAUUUCUAUUUAUCUUUUUUCCAUUAUUGUUCUAUCAAGCAGGUGCUGUAGUUUCUAAAUGAUCCAUGAGAAAUAUCUAUUAUUUCACAAGUUUGUUUUUAUUAAGGGUUGUAUAGUAUCAAUAAGAGUUUAGGAAGUAUUAUUAAUAAUGUGCAUUAUUUUUUUGAUAGCUUGUGCUUUUUGUUACAGACAUUUGCCACAGUUCCUGAGUUAUUACAAAUAUUAAAAUAACUAUUGCAAAAUUAGAUGCAUAUAAUGCAUCUCUGGAUAGCUGGUGUUUGCAUUAUGCGUCAUCUUUUGCAGUGGUUGAUAAAAAUUACAGCAUAAAUUAUAUUUCUAAUAUUUAUUAUUCGAUACUUUCCCUUUUUUUUAAUCAAUUAUUAUAUAAAAUGCAUUACACUAGAAUUGAUAGAGUAUUUUCAGCAAUUUUUUGAGACAUUCUUGUUAGUUAAAUGUUAGUUAAAUGCAUUGUAGGUGUUAUUUUAUACAUUUGGCUAAAAAUUUAUUAUAUGUGAAUAUAGCAUUACAGAAUUAAUUAGGCUUUACUUUUGUCAAGGAUAUCUUUAAUUAACAAUAGAAAUAUUCACUAUAAAUUUUAGUUUUUUUGAUAGAUUUAUUCUGUCAAAAUAUGCCGUAAGUUUCUAAAAUCUGUUAUGAUGUUGAUAAAAAUAAAAUGAGACAUCACGAAUAAUUUUGUGUAAAAUAUAGUCUGAUGCAUUCAAGCAUAAUUACUUUAUCUAAACUGUCAAUUGUUUCUUGCACUACAUAUCCUAUGAUUUUUAUAUAUACUAAUUAUUACUGAUUAUUUUACAUUACAGAAAAUAUAUGAAUUAUUCUAAUGUUAUUAGAAUUAAUGAAUGACAGUCUAGAAUUUGGAUCAAUAACAUUAAUAAAUAAAUUCAAAAAUUCGUGCUUGAUAGCAUCUUAAUCAUUGUUUAAAAUUAUAUUUCUAUAAAAUGAUAAAUAAUAAUGAUUUACAGAGAUUUGAUAGUUAUUAUCAUCUGAGGUCAUAAAAUAAUAUUGUUAAAUCAGAGAACUUGUGAUACAGUUAAUUAAAUUUAAAAAUUUUUGAUGCAAAUUGUUAAUAAUAAAUUAUAUAGGCCAAUCUUACUUAAACUGAUUUUUCAGCAAAAAAUUUAGUCACGAAAAUUGUUUCAGUAUUGUUUAAGCAUAAAAUUUCUAUAAUUUCAUAUUAGACUAGAUUGAUUCUACAACUAUGAAAGCUCAAGAAGUUCUUUUUUAUUCGUUGUAAUAGUUUUUCAAAAAGUAGUUAAGAAAUUAAUUAAUUAACCAGAAACUAGUCAUUAAAUUCCGAUUAGUAUGUUAACCGAGAAAAGUUAUCAUUUCUAAAUCCAACGUAUUUUGUAAGAACUUAAACUCAACCCUAAGUUAUUAAUUUUAAAAAUUUUGUAAACAGUAUUAUGACUUUUUAGAUUUACUUUGUAAAUCAGUCCAAUUCUUCCUAUAUUUGAUUGUUCUAAAUUUGUCUGCUCAUGUUGAAUUUGUAGUCAAAUUUCUUACUUUGAAUGUAAUGUUGUGUUAAUAUAGUAGUGGAAUUGUAGAAAAUGUGUGUAAAUUUUUUUAAAAGUUUUUUUUCGUCAUUUACAAUUUUGCUCAUUAUUCAGAUUAAUAAACGGAAUUAGAUUGUAACAUUACGCUAACAUUAUUAGCAUUGUCAUAAAUAUUAAUUUGUGAUCAUAUUUUUUUGAUAAAUAGGGACAAAGAUGACAUAUUUGGCUGUUUGUAGUACAGAAUUUGAAUAUUAUAUCUUAUAAUAUUUGCUCAUAUUUGAUUGCCUUCUUGUCCUUGUAGAUUAUUGAAGCUGAUGUUAUAGUUUUCUAUUGUCUCAAUAUCUGCAUCAAGAAUCUACCAGUUAUAACAGGUAAGAAGGGAAGCAAAUGUGGACAAAUCUUAUACCAUAUGUCAUCUUUGUUUCUAAUUUUGGCUGCAUAUUUCAUCAAUCAAUAAGUGCAUGUGUUUUAGUUUGUUGCUAGAUUUGUGACCAUAACUUCUGCAGAAUGAGUUAUAAAAUGUUUUAAUAAUAAAGAUAGGGUAAGUAUAUAUAUAUCCAUUCAUUAUUCAUUAAAAAGUUGAUUGAGGUUAUAUAAUUCUUGUUAUUUGUAUGGAUAGCAUCUGUUCUGAUUUAGGGUAUCUCAGCACAGAUAACAUCAGAUAUAUUUGAACAAAUGAAGUCUUUUUAUUAAUCUUAACUAAUAGGAUUUAUAUGCAGCAUUAAUGAUGUUAAUUCUUUAUUGAUGCUAUUGAUUUUAUAUAUAUAAAUUUGUGGUUGAUGUUAACUGUAUUUAUAUCUUUAUAGUUAUCAAAUUAUUUUUCACCCAUAAGCAAAUUAGAUUUUUGCAGAAGAAAUAUUUUUUCACCAGUUUGUACAUUCGUUACUGAGUAGCCACCGAGAAUGCAUUUUAUGAGCAUAAUUUUUUUUUUAUUCUCUCAAUUUUUUUUAAUAGAAAAAAUGAUACAUUUAUGAUUUAUUAAAGGGGAGAGUCAACCAAAUAUGUCAUUGUUAAUUUUAUUAAAAUGCACUUUUUAAGUAAGUAUUGGUUAUUUAGAAUAAUGUAUGUAUAAGGCUCUCCCUUCCCUGGUUUAGUAAAUUGAUACUUUGAACCAAUUAAAUAUAUCUUUCUUGCACUUAAAACUACUCUCAAUCUAAUAUAAUGUAUAUUAAGAAAUGAAAUGUGAAAUUCUUGUAUUCUUUUGUACUUUGUGUAUUUAAUAAAAUUAAAGUCUCAAAUAAUUUUUAUAUUAAUUUC